Molecule: messenger RNA, 246 nt
Organism: Didymodactylos carnosus
Lineage: Eukaryota; Metazoa; Rotifera; Eurotatoria; Philodinida; Philodinidae
Source: the annotation of a GenBank genome assembly
AUGUUUAACAUAACUGACGUGAAUGAAUAUCCAGAAAAUGUGACUAUCUCAUCAUGGAAAAACGAUCCAACAAAUAAUUUAAUCCAUAGAGAAAAAUAUAAUACAACGAUUGGUUUAUUGCAUAUUAUAGAUCCUGAUGAAAAUGAAAAUUUUACAAUCAAAUUGAAUACACCAAAUAUAAGCGUAUCAUAUACAAAUUAUUCACAUAUUAUAACAAAUAAUGAUGGAUCAACGGUAAGAUUUUAG